This is a messenger RNA of Racocetra persica, 1500 nucleotides long. The record is from the annotation of a GenBank genome assembly. Lineage: Eukaryota; Fungi; Glomeromycota; Glomeromycetes; Diversisporales; Gigasporaceae.
ACAACAUAUUUUGUUACGACAAGGUCAAGAUACAAUACUGAAGAGAUUGAUGAAAUGGUGCGUUUUAAUAAAAGUAUUCACAAAGUUUCCGAAGAUUUUAUUUACGAUUCGGCGGAUAACGUACAUCAUUUACGUGAUGCAGAAGAAUUUGAAAAUAUUGGUGGACCUGUAAAUGAAAAAUAUUCUAGACGUCUUAGUUUCCAUCAAAGUAAUAGGGGUCCGAGUUCUACGAAUGGUGACGAUAGUCCUUAUUUGCCAGAUGAACGACCUAAUGAGUUAAAUAACGAAUUGGAAGAAAUUUCAUCCGAUGAUUCUGAUUCAUCAGAAUACGGUGAUCAUACAUUCCUGGCGAACGAUACUGUUGAAACUGAAACUCAAGAUCAUAUGGAUAAUCCUAUGUUAAGUCCUAAUGCUUCACAAUUAUCUCAUGAUAUGCAAAAGGAGAGAAUGGAAUGGCAAAGUUUUUUGGCUUCUGUACUUACCGGUGAGGUCAUUAAAUCGGAGAAACGUCGUCUGUCUGGCUCUUCACGGCAGGCGUCUAACAUUGCUUAUCAUAUAUGGUUCCAAAUAAAUACGACAUUACGUCGUUUGCCUAGUGAUUUAAACGAAAGUCGUCGACAAAUUGAUAACAUUCUUAAGGAAGUUAUAGAUUUUGAGGUUAAACCUGAUGGUGUACCAGCUUUUGAUCAAGUUGUUGAAAUUCUACAAAAAGUUGAUGUAUGUGAAAGUCUUUAUCCUUCUCGUAAAGCAAUGAUGGCAGAUAAACCUUUAUAUGAAUCACUAGAAUUUCAAAACAAUUUGGAUGCUUUAAAUUCUUGGCUUACUGUGACUAGAAGUUUUCAAACUCAAUUAAAAAUUUUGCAAAACUGGACCGGAAGUGAUGAUUUAGAAAUUACCAGACCUAAGGAUGCUCCAGCUGAUGCUGAGAAUCCAUCUUUUCUUGAACGAAUAUUAAAAGAAAAUAGUUUAAAACAGACAUUUGAAAAACGAACACUCGCCACGUUAACUUCUCUUUUAUUAAAAGCUAAACGUGUUAUGAUUGAAAAUGCUGUAAUAUUUGAAAAAAUGAAAUUACCACCUUAUAUUGAUGAGUUACCACAACUUUUAAAUUUCCCUACAAAACUUAUGAAAGAGUGUAUGAAACUUUUACUUGAAUACGCUAAUAUUCUUAAUGAUCCUACAGCGAUGAUGGUGCAACAGAUGAUGGAUGAUUUUCAAAUUUCCCUUUCUUUGGCUUGUAAGAUAAAACGUCAAUAUUUUGAGCUUGUUAAGCCUACAAAUGGAUGGAUAAUACCAUCUUCUAUUGAUGAAAAUUAUGAUACUGUGUUAUUAGAAUCAUUAAAAUUUUAUUUCACGUUAUUACAAUUAAAAGUUAAACCUGGCUUUAAAACAGUUUUCUUUAAAGAAGCGGAAAUUUUAGAUUCUGAAUGGGCUUUUUUGAGUGGAAUUUGUCGCCACAUUGCAGGUGGUGAGGCUGAGACUGCCGAACAAUUUUGGUAA